CUGUUUUUUCAAUUGAGGGAAACAGAUAAAGAUUUUGAGUCAUGGGCAAUAGAGAUAUCUCUGUAGAAGAGAUCGUUAUUGAGUUUAAGUUACUUCAACGAAGCCCAAAAUCCUAAGCCUUCGAUUUCGACCCUGCGACCUUCCUGAUUUGGUCGCCUGAGAUGGGGAAGACUCCAGUAGGCAACAGAGAGGAGCUUGUGAAAGCAGUAUUAGCAGAAUUGUUAUGGACUUUCUUGUUUGUGUUUUCAGGGCUUGGAUCUGCCAUAACAAUGGAGAAGCUGCCGGUGGAAGAGCCGUCGGCAACAGGCUCAAGAGUAGUGGCCUUGGUCUUGAUCCACACUUUUCUACUGUUUGCAUUGAUUUCAGCGGCUUUUAACAUCUCAGGAGCACACCUAAACCCGUUGGUCACAUUGGGCUUAGCGAUGUUCGGGCACAUCACCAUCUUCAGGUCGCUUCUCUACGGGAUUGCACAGUUCCUGGGCGCGGGAAUCGCCUGCUACUUUCUUGUUUUUCUCACCGGCUACCUGGUAACACCUGCGCAAGCAAUGGUGUUGGGCGUGAGAGUGUUCACAAUUGGGAGCUUUUAUGAAUCCUCUUCGCUCUUUUGGACUCGGCUUGCCCAGCGGAAAGCGCAAGGAGCACUCAGAAGGUCCUCUCAUGGCCGGCAGCCUGGAUGAUUUUAUUUCAGUUAUUUGAGGAAGAUAAAAAUCAAUUAGAGGGCCAUCUUCUUUGUCAAAUUUAAUAGGAGGAGGUCCAAACAUGGAAAAGAGUAUGAAGACAAAUUAAGAAUGUAAUUUUUCUGUUGUCUGGUAAAAGUCAUUAAAAUCUUUUAUUCAUUCAUUCACUAUUAUCAAUCAAGUGUUUUUCUAUACCAGCAAUCUCCCUCAAAGUGAAAUGAGUCUGGUAGGGUUUGACAAGUUC
Molecule: messenger RNA, 921 nt
Organism: Cryptomeria japonica (Japanese cedar)
Lineage: Eukaryota; Viridiplantae; Streptophyta; Pinopsida; Cupressales; Cupressaceae
Product: probable aquaporin TIP4-3
Exons: 3
Coding region: 162-677 (171 amino acids)
Biological process (GO): water transport; transmembrane transport
Cellular component (GO): membrane
Molecular function (GO): water channel activity
Source: RefSeq, a predicted model, not a curated record